Phaeoacremonium minimum UCRPA7 is the source of this 651-nucleotide messenger RNA. RefSeq names its product putative adenine phosphoribosyltransferase protein. The record is from RefSeq and is a predicted model, not a curated record. NCBI's taxonomy places the organism in Eukaryota, Fungi, Ascomycota, Sordariomycetes, Togniniales, Togniniaceae. The transcript has a single exon. Bases 1 to 651 code for a protein of 216 amino acids.
AUGGCUUCUCAGGUUGUCAGCUUCAAACGCCCCGGGUCUGUCGUGACGACCCAAACAUGGACGGUCAACAUCGCCGGGGCACCCGUCUCUCUUCCCAUAGUGACCAUCAAAGAAGAUCUUGCCAUUUCGCUUAUGAUGAUCAUCGACAUGGGCGUGUCCUUCGGCGUGCGAUGCGGAUCUGCCAUCGCCGCCGCAGUAUCUGAUCUACGGCCGGACGUUGUCGUCGGAGCCGCCACCCUCGGCAUACCCGUCGCCAUUGAGGUGUCGCGUGCAUUGGGACUGGACCGCUAUGUCAUCCUGCAGAAGUCUCCAAAGAUUCACCUGCGUGAUGCAAUGGUGCAAGAGAUUCAGUCUAUCACAUCUUCAGGGUCGCAGCGACUCCUGCUAGAUGUAGAUGCCAUCCCUCUCAUAGCGGGACGGAGGGUGCUCGUCGUGGACGACGUAGUGGCGUCAGGUUCGAGCCUCAAAGGGGCUUUGGAGCUGGUGAGGCGUGCUGGAGGCUCUGUUGUUGGAAUUGGUGUGAUUCUGACAGAGGCGAGGGAGUGGGAGUCAACGCUUGGUGAAGAUGCAAAACUGAUCAAGGGUUUGGCGCAUAUUCCUCAGUUCCGACUUGAAGGUGGAGAGUGGAAGCCUAUUGAGAGCACAUUUUGA